Messenger RNA from Colletotrichum spaethianum, 576 nucleotides. Its product is annotated as putative peptide transporter ptr2. The transcript has a single exon. The record is from RefSeq and is a predicted model, not a curated record. NCBI's taxonomy places the organism in Eukaryota, Fungi, Ascomycota, Sordariomycetes, Glomerellales, Glomerellaceae. Gene Ontology annotation, molecular function: peptide-methionine (S)-S-oxide reductase activity. The coding region runs from base 1 to 576 and encodes 191 amino acids.
AUGUCCGUCGCGCCCGCCUCCUCCUCCGCCGCCGCCGCCGCGGGCCCCACGAUCCCCGAGGGCGCCCAGAAGGCCACCAUCGCCGCCGGCUGCUUCUGGGGCGUCGAGCACCUCUACCGCAAGCACUUCCAGGGCAAGGGCCUCAUCGACGCGCGCGUCGGCUACAUUGGCGGCGACCUCGCGAACCCGACCUACCGCGCCGUCUGCGGCGGCGACACGGGUCACGCCGAGGCCCUGCAGGUCGUCUUCCAGCCCAACGACGUCAGCUACCGCCAGCUCCUCGAGUUCUUCUACCGCAUGCACGACCCGACGACGGCCAACAAGCAGGGGCCCGACACGGGGCCGCAGUACCGCAGCGCCAUCUUCUUCCACGACGCCGAGCAGGAAAAGGUCGCCAAGGAGGUCACCCGCCUCGCCAACGAGCAGUGGUACAAGGGCAAGAUCGUCACCGAGAUCAUCCCCGCCGGCCAGUGGUGGGACGCCGAGCAGUACCACCAGCUGUACCUGAACAAGAACCCCAGCGGCUAUGAGUGCCCGAGCCACUUCCUGCGGACCUUCCCGCCUCUCGAGGGGUGA